CUCGACCUGAUAGGAAAGUCAGUGUACAUGUUGCUUGGCAACGAGAAGCUAUCUGAACGACGGUGUUUUCACGCGAAUUCCGCUCAUACAAGGACAAAACUAGCUAAAAGUGCGUCAGUUUUCAUCUAAUGCUAGCUAGCUACUUCUAAAGUCAACUAUUAGUUUGUGAUUGGUGCACACUGAAAAUGCCGUUCAGCGCCGAGGCCAUUAAGCCGCCCCUUCAUGACCAAAUAACAGAACUGCAGAGGAAAAUUCAACUUCUUGAGGGCGACAGAAGUGCAUACUAUGAAAUGUCUCAGUCAAGCAAGAAAAACAGGAAUUCUAUCCUUCAGCUGAGGCAGGAGAACAAGAGACUACACAAGAAGUUGGCAAACGGGGACGAGCAGGUGAUAAAGGAGGCCUUCCAAAGCCGAGGCAUGGAGAAAGCUGCCUUCAGAAACAUGUCAGGGAAGGCUGCUCUCAAGGUGCUGGACCAGAAGGACAAGAUGAAGAAGCUGAACGCUCUAAAGCACACCACCCAGACGUACCGUCGUCGCCUGCAGGACCUACAGACACUGUACCAGAGUAUGAAGCUAGAGAACAGGGGACCAGAGAGAGACACGGAGAGACGCAACGAGGAGGCCAAGAACUUGCGGGUGCUGGAGAAUCGUCUGGAGAAAGCCCAGCURAAGUGCCAGGAGGCUGAACACAUCAUGAGGGGCUAUCUGAAACUAAAGGCCCACCUACAGGAGGAGAGCCUGACCUUCCAGUCCCAGCUGGAUAAACUAGAGGCUGAGAUCCUGAGACAGAGACAGGAGCUGAAGGACCUGAACAGCACACACACACACACACUCCUCUCCAAAGACACUGCCAAGGCAGAGCUGCAGCGUCAAGAAGAACAGAUGUACAGGGAGAGGAAGGACAGAGAGUGUAUCCUCACCCGUUACAAGAAAGAGGCAGAGGACCGUAAGGCCCAGGCUGAGAGAGUGGAGAGAAGGGCCCAGCGGGCAGCCUUGCAGCCUGACGAGCUGAGUAGCGACGCCCAGCGCAGUGCCACCGGGCUGGGGGAGGAGGAGAGGGCCAUCUCCACCUUCGAAGAGGCCUUCAGAYGCAUCAAGGAGGCCACGGGGGUCACUGACACACGGGAGGUGGUGGAGAGGUUCAUCUCCCAGGGAGACACCCAGCAGCACCUGGAGGAUCUGAAGAAGGAAAACCAGAGAACCCUGCUACAGCUGAAGGAGGACCGGGACCGUCUGCAGGAACACUUCCAGGACAUCAAGUACUCCGGGGAGACCAAGCUCUCUAGUGGUCAGCAGAUGCUGGRGGACUGUAAGCGCCACCUGCAGGCGGAGCAGGGGAGGCGCGACGCMKCCAAGGAGCGUCUGGACUGGCUGACCCGUACCCUGAACACAGUCCGGGCCGGGGUGGAACACCUAUCUGACAAACUGCAGCACAUCAAGCUGGGUGAGGGCCCGGAGCCCCAGCUGCCCCCCGGCUCAGAGGAGUACGUGGUGGAGCUGCUGUCCCAGUCAGAGCAGAAGCUGCUGUUACUGCAGGAGGGAGCCAGAGGAAGGACCGGCCAGGGGAAGGACCUGGCCGCCACCAUGAAGGAGAUGGAGGAAGAGGAGUUCCAUGCCAGCAUCGAGGGGAAACUGCCCCAUUGCAACACCCGCAUCAAGCUGCCUGAGGCUGAGAGACAGGACCCAUAUGAUGAAGAGGAGGAGAGCGGGGACGAUGAGGGUUACAUUAUCACCAGGGCGAUACUGAAGCACCAGUCUCAGCUCAUCAUCGACUCCAAGACUAAGAGGAAGACCAGGACCAAGAAGAAAAAGGGCAAGCUCUGAUCCUAGAUGAGUUAGGCUGGCUAGAGGUCACAAGAGCCAUAGAAAUAUAAUUGCUAGAAUGGGCAUGUCAGCUCUGGUAAUUAUAUUUCUAUGACGAGAGCAGCCAUGAGUUUGUGUUUAGUGUGAGGUCAUAGGUGAUAUUUGUGCCCUGAAUUGAGUGAAAAUACCUUUGCUUAGAUGGCAUAGGGGACUUGAGUGAAAUCUUACUCCUCACAUAUAAUUAUUCAGUUAGCUAAAUAAUUAUUUCCUUAUUAACUAAUGGAAUGCACAGUAAAUGUAUAUUGUAUAUUUGGGAUGAUACUGUAGCUAGGGGAACGUGGUGGUGGCAGAUCAUAUAGUACCUUGCAGUCAUCACAUUAGCUACUUUAUGGAUGCAAAACUUGAUUUUAUCACAAAGCAGUUCAACACAAAAUAAUUGAUUUCCCACUAUCACCACUGAUUUGUAUAUUAUAAAAUUGUAAUCAAAAUAGGAAUGAAAAUCAAUAAAAAGCUUGAUUUGAAGAAUUACUCAAUCUUUGGAUAGGUAAGAUCGCUCUAAUGMAGGGGUGUCAAACACACAGCCCGUGGGACAUUUUCUUUUGUAUAAUAUAUAUAUUUUUUAAUCUGCAUUGAAAUGACUUAAAUAUUGAAACUGUAGAAAUCAGGGCUUGACAUGAACGUUUUUAGCCUUUGGACAAGUAGGACAGAUGUUUUACUUGUUUACUGAAGUCACUUGUCCCCCCCAAAAAAGGUCUGUAACACAGGCCAAAAGGGUGACUGAAAAUGAGUGAAGUACACAUAUCCAUGGGAAUUAGGGGUGCUGAGGGUGCAGCAGCACCCCCUAAUAAAUCACAAUUAGUGAUUAAAUUAGUGCACUAGGCCUUUAUUACUCCUGUAUCAUUACUGUAUCAUUACUGCUGUAUGAUUACUCCGGUAUGAUUACUGCUGUAUGAUUACUCCUGCAUGAUUACUCCUGUAUGAUUACUGCUGCAUGAUUACUGCUGUAUGAUUACUCCUGCAUGAUUACUGCUGUAUGAUUACUGCUGUAUGAUUACUCCUGUAUGAUUACGGCUGUAUGAUUACUCCUGUAUGAUUACUGCUGUAUGAUUACUCCUGUAUGAUUACUCCUGUAUGAUUACUGCUGUAUGAUUACUGCCGUAUGAUUACUGCUGUAUGAAUACUGCUGUAUGAUUACUGCUGUAUGAUUACUGCUGUAUGACCCUGUGUGCGGAAGUGUGCAGAUGGAGCAGUGACACAGUCAAGGGUCGCUGGCUGUGGGUCUUGUGAUGGGUUGUCAAUCAUCAUGGACUGCAGAGCAACUCUGCUCUCCUCACAACUGGAUAACUAUACACUGAUUCACAUCUAGGCUACUUACUAUAUGCCAGUAUGUGUUGUAGGUAGGUUUCACAUUGCUAGAAUAACAUGGAAAUAGGUCUAGGCCAGCUACGCAUCAUUUCUUUCACAAGCUUUCCUCAGCUGAAGCCUAAGUUUUCUUUUGACUCCUCAUUAUAUUUGUCCAUCUUUGUAUUGCUCAAUUUGAGUUCUUGUGGCCUAAAAUAUAUGUAAUUCAAAAUAAAUCUAAGAAUGAGAAUAG
This is a messenger RNA of Salvelinus sp. IW2-2015, 3396 nucleotides long. The record is from RefSeq and is a predicted model, not a curated record. Lineage: Eukaryota; Metazoa; Chordata; Actinopteri; Salmoniformes; Salmonidae.